AUGCGGGCAAAGCUGAACAUAAAAGUGAACUGGGACUGUGAUGCUGGAAGGUCCCUGGAGCUGAAGGGGGCCCUCUCCCCCCUGCCAAGCCCCAAGGGCUGCGGACAGCGGGAAAGGGGGACAGCGACGCUAACGAAGGCGUUUGACCCCAGGCGCCAUCCCAGCCGUCCCGGGAAACUCCCGGAACCAACCGUAACCGGACCCUCAGUCCAGAAGGGGCUUCUCGAGGGCGCAGGUUGCGGCGGCAACCCCUGGAUCGGGUCCCUCCGGGGUGUCUGCCGAGAGGAGAAAGGAGACCCGUGGACGCCUUGGGGCCAAGGGAGGUGGUGUCCUCGGGUGAGCGCGAUGCCCCCCGAGGGCCUCCCGGGAGUGGGGGAGGGUCGCAGGGAAAGGGGCGCCGAGUCAGCGGAACCCUCCCGUCUCUCCCAGACGAACCGGCUCAAAUCAAAGGGGCGACCGGGGGCGGGAGGUUCACGGAAAGACAAUGUUUGUUUGAGGGAGAAAAGCAAACAGCAGCAUCCGGAGCACUGCGGAAGGGGGGUAGCGGAGAAAGCAGCAGCGAGGCGGACGGGAGCUACAGUGGGGGGGCUGUUGGGGGCCCGGGAUGACGUGGGGCCCCAGCCGGGCCGGGUGGGCCCAGGAGAGCCAGCGGAGGGAUUGCAUAGAGACAGCAGUGUAGACGCGUGUAGACGCCUUGUGCACGGAGGGCGCUGGGACAGGUUAAACUCCACGCUGCGCUCGCAACGCAGCCACUCAGAUAGAAACCCAGUCUCAGGCGCCCCUCGGGGUCCUGAGUUUGCUUCUAAAAUGCUCCCCAGACGUGAAUCUGAGACAGGAGAAGAGGCGGCCACUGGGGAGCUGGGGGUUGAAAGGAGAGCCUCUAGGGGUCUGGGGUAUUUCAGCCCAGCGGUGACCCUGAGGCUUUGCCUCUGA
Messenger RNA from Rangifer tarandus platyrhynchus (Svalbard reindeer), 933 nucleotides. The record is from the annotation of a GenBank genome assembly. NCBI's taxonomy places the organism in Eukaryota, Metazoa, Chordata, Mammalia, Artiodactyla, Cervidae.